This is a messenger RNA of Oryzias melastigma (Indian medaka), 2540 nucleotides long. RefSeq names its product probable ATP-dependent RNA helicase DDX17. Gene Ontology annotation, molecular function: RNA binding; RNA helicase activity; ATP binding. Gene Ontology annotation, cellular component: nucleus; cytoplasm; ribonucleoprotein complex. NCBI's taxonomy places the organism in Eukaryota, Metazoa, Chordata, Actinopteri, Beloniformes, Adrianichthyidae. Gene Ontology annotation, biological process: alternative mRNA splicing, via spliceosome. The transcript is spliced from 13 exons. Bases 186 to 2132 code for a protein of 648 amino acids. The record is from RefSeq and is a predicted model, not a curated record.
GUAAACCAUAGAAGAAGAAGAAGCUACGUGACUGACGUACUAUCUUUUGCCAAGUGAACCUCUUCGUUGUUGUUGUGCUCGUCUACUUUUUUGAGCUCUAAACAGUAGAUUUUUUUGAGUAACUGCGGCUGUGCUGUCAAAAGCCUUGGGAAAAAAGCGCGGAGGGGAAACAUUUCAGCGCCAUCAUGAGAGGAGGGUCCUCUUAUGGAGACAGGGACAGAGAUCGCGGUCGAGACAGGCCGCGGUUUGGUGGAGGCAUGGGCAGCCGCAAUGGACCCCCACCUAUGAAGUUUGGCAAUCCAGGAGAACGCCUGCGCAAAAAAAGAUGGAACCUGGAUGAGCUGCCCAAGUUUGAGAAGAACUUCUACACCGAACACCCAGAGGUGCAGCACGUCAGUCAGUUUGAGGUGGAGGAGUUCCGCAGGAAGAAGGAGAUCACCAUCAGAGGCUCGGGCUGUCCCAAACCCGUCACAGCUUUUCAUCAAGCCCAUUUUCCGCAGUAUGUGAUGGAUGUGCUGAUGCAGCAAAACUUCAAGGAACCCACGGCGAUCCAAUCCCAGGGUUUCCCUGUGGCGCUGAGUGGCAAAGAUAUGGUGGGAAUUGCUCAGACCGGCUCUGGGAAGACACUGGCUUACCUCCUUCCUGCUAUUGUCCACAUCAACCACCAGCCCUAUCUGGAAAGAGGGGAUGGGCCUAUAUGUCUGGUGCUCGCUCCAACCAGAGAAUUGGCCCAGCAGGUCCAGCAGGUGGCUUACGAGUACGGCAAGUCGUCCCGCAUCAAAAGCACCUGUGUCUACGGCGGAGCCCCAAAAGGACCUCAGAUUCGAGACCUGGAGAGAGGUGUUGAAAUCUGCAUCGCCACACCUGGCCGUCUCAUCGACUUCCUGGAGGCGGGGAAAACCAACUUACGCCGCUGCACCUACUUGGUGCUCGAUGAGGCAGAUCGCAUGCUGGACAUGGGCUUUGAGCCACAGAUUCGCAAGAUAGUCGAACAAAUCAGGCCGGACAGACAGACUCUGAUGUGGAGCGCAACGUGGCCUAAGGAGGUCCGGCAGCUUGCUGAGGACUUCUUGAGGGAAUAUAUUCAGAUUAACAUCGGCGCUCUGGAGCUCAGCGCCAACCACAACAUCCUACAGAUUGUCGAUGUUUGCAUGGAGAAUGAAAAGGACAACAAACUCAUUCAGCUGAUGGAGGAGAUCAUGGCUGAGAAGGAGAACAAAACCAUCAUCUUUGUGGAGACAAAGAAACGGUGUGACGAUCUCACCCGGAAAAUGAGGCGUGAUGGAUGGCCAGCCAUGUGCAUUCACGGAGACAAAAGCCAACCAGAAAGAGACUGGGUGCUGACAGAGUUUCGGAGCGGCAAAGCCCCCAUUCUGAUCGCGACAGACGUGGCCUCUCGGGGGCUGGAUGUGGAAGACGUCAAGUUUGUCAUCAACUACGACUAUCCCAACUCCUCCGAGGACUACGUCCAUCGGAUCGGCCGAACAGCCCGCAGCACCAACAAGGGCACGGCCUACACCUUCUUCACCCCGGGAAACCUGCGCCAGGCCCGGGACCUUGUCCGGGUUCUGGAGGAGGCCCGCCAAGCCAUCAAUCCUAAACUGCUUCAGCUGGUGGACUCAGGCCGUGGAGGAGGAGGGGGCGGUGGGAGGAUGCGUUACCGCGGCAGCAGCUCCAACAACCCAAAUCUGAUGUACCAGGACGAGUGUGACCGCCGCAUGCGCUCCGGCGGAGGGGGCAAGGACGGCCGCGGCGGCUUCGGUCGGGAUAACCGCAACAACCGGGAUGCUGACCGCGGCUCGUCUUACAGGGACCGAGACCGAGAUAACCGGAACAGCUUCAACUCGGGGGCUCCCGAUCAGUAUCAGAGUUACAACAACAGUGGGGGUUAUAACUCCAGGCCCGGAGGCCCCACAGGGGGUGGAGGAGGCGGUCAGCAACAGCCUAACCCGCCGCCAGGGCAGUUUGGCCAGGCCCCUCCUCCGGCCCUCCCCCCUCAGCCUCUGAUGGCUCAGCCGUUUGUCCAACCCCCACAGCCCCCGCUCAUGGGCUUCAUGGGGCAGCAGCCGUACCCGUUUUCCUCCCCGCCGCCUCCCCCAGGCGCUCCGGUCCCCCUACCCCCACAGAAAUGAUGGCAGCACAGAGUUCAUGUUCUCAGUUUUUACUGUCCUAAACUCCGAAGUUUUUUUCUGAGGGAGGGACUCCUGGUUUGAUUUGGUCUAAAACAGAAAUCAUGGAGGGGGGAGUGUUUUAUAUCCAUAUUGAGGAAGUUCAAUCCAGAGGAAAGUUUAAGCUCACAUUCCAGUUGCUUGUCUUUAUCAAACCACUUUCAGCGUUUUAGUUUUGAGUCGUUUCUCCAGUUUUGUCAGUAUUUUAGUGCUUUUUGAUCCAGUUUUUAAAUGUAGACGAUAAUUGUAGUGUCAUUUUCUUAUGCAUGCUUCUAGCUCUUUCUAUAGCGUAGCAAGUAACAACGUAAGUAUUAGCUAUUUUUUUUGUCACUUGGUGUUUUUUUUUUAAUAAAUGAAAAACAUUUCAUUUGA